This is a messenger RNA of Truncatella angustata, 1996 nucleotides long. Its product is annotated as Fasciclin domain-containing protein. Gene Ontology annotation, biological process: macroautophagy. Gene Ontology annotation, cellular component: fungal-type vacuole membrane. The transcript is spliced from 2 exons. The record is from RefSeq and is a predicted model, not a curated record. Lineage: Eukaryota; Fungi; Ascomycota; Sordariomycetes; Amphisphaeriales; Sporocadaceae. Bases 373 to 1740 code for a protein of 455 amino acids.
CGCACGACGCAAAUGCCACCUAGUCUGGGUUAGAAAGGUAAUCAUGACGCGCUGAUGCUAGGCUGCAACUGCCAUCGAAUGGCUCAAUGCAGCUGGUUUAUUGCGUGAGACGACGCAAUAAGAAGGUCUGGUUGCUCAAUCCAUCUCUUCUGGUUCAUUUUGAUAUCUGAACUCAAUCCUGCACGGUUGUUUCGGUGAUUCAACAGACGAGACAACGGUUUCCUUGACGUCACAGCACCCGCGGAGCUCUCGGGUGCUUACAUUACUUUGAAAAGAGCUGACGCGUUGAGCUGAGCUUAUGGUUAAGCCUCGCUACAACCUCAUCUUUUCCUCAUUAAAAUCAAGCUCUUCAAUACCAUCGAACGUGUGAUAAUGAGGUACACAACCAUCCUGCCUUUCGCGGCAGCUGCCACCUGGGCUUUCGUGAUUCCAAACGAAGUUAUCGCUGAUCAGAUUGCCUUGGAAACCGAGCCAAUCCAUGACGAAUGGUCAUGGUGGGACAGUGUCCCCUCAUUGGGAGACCUGCGCUCAUCGGCUGAAGACGUUUCCUCGACUGCUUUGAACGCCGUUCAUGAUGGCGCCAAGUCGCUUGUUGACUCCCUCCCAGAAAUUGAUUUCGAGAUCCCGGAUUUCCUCAUUACAUCAUGGGAAUCAGAGCACCCCGGCAAGGGUCGAAAGGGCCACCAUGGCCACCAUGGUCACCACGAAGCUUCAAAUCUCACGGUAUAUCAGGCGAUCCAGGAGUCCAAGUACUCGACCAGGUUUGCCAAGCUGGUCGAUGAGUACCCUGAUAUUGUUAAAGUCUUGAACAGCACUCACCACAACAUUACAGCAUUCAUCCCCACAGAUAAGGCAUUCGAAAAGAUCCCAGACCACCAUAAGGAACCUCCAAAGGACUUCAUCGAGAAAGUGCUCGAGUACCACGUUGUACCCGGUCUUUACCCUGCUGGGAGAAUCCUAGCAAGCCAUACCCUCCCCACUCUUGUGAAAGAAGAUGCACUUGGCGACAAGCCACAGAGACUCCGCGUAAGCAUCGGACUCUUUGGUCUGCGAGUCAACUUCUACAGCAAGGUUGUCGUCGCGAAUAUUUUCGUGAAGAACGGCGUCAUUUACGGCGUUGACAGCAUUCUUGUGCCACCGCCUCCAGCCCCGAGAAUCAUCUCAUUGUUCCCACAGAAGUUCUCAACUUUGUUGCUAGCUGGUGAGAAGACUGGUCUGGGUAAGGAGUUGCAUGGCUUGCCAAAGACAACUGGCGGUACAAUUUUCGCUCCCACCAACUGGGCAUUUGAGAAGUUAGGGCCUGGUGCCAAUGCUUUCCUCUUCAAUACCGAGAAGGGUCUGGGAUACCUAAAGGCGCUUCUAAAGUAUCAUAUUGUGAUCAACGAGACACUUUACUCCGACGCAUACUAUGGAAAGGACGACAAGUCAGAUGUCAACAGUGAGUCUGCACAAUACCACAUCGAUCUUCCAACUCUACUCGAUGAGAAGAGUCUCAGCAUUGACAUCGCCCGUUGGGGUGGAUUCAUCUCUUUCAAGAUCAAUGGCUUUACUCGUGUUUCCAUCCAGGACGGUGUCGCCAAGGACGGUGUUGUUCAGGUCCUCGACAGUGUACUGAUUCCUCCACAUGAGCAUCACGGGGACUACAUCGAUGGAGAGGAGAUUGAGGUCGAGGAGCUUGUAGAGCGACUAGAGCCUUUCUUGGAGAACAAGAAGGAACAAAUCCCCACCAGCGAAUUGUAAAGGUCGACAAUGACAGUGUUAUACGAGAAGCAUGAAGUAUGAAAAAGACAUGAUUGAUAUAAAAGAGAGAGAAAACCCCCAUAUGAUAGUGCACGACGCAUGAGCAUGAUUAGGUAUACGGAUAGGAAAGGGAUUGAACGCGGAGAGCUUUUCUUAUUGCUCACUAAGAACUCCACUUAACAUGUAUUAACACAAUUUGAAAAAGUAAACUAUUAGCACCAUUUCUAACAAGAACUGGCAGUAUGCAUACUCAUAA